CAAGGAAGCAAAGAAGAAGAUUUCUCUUCAAGAAAGUCUUGAUUCUUCAUGUACUCACUGCAUUAAAUAGGAUACUCUCACCAUCCUCACCAUUUCACUCCACUUCAAUACUCUCUCUCUUAGUUGUAGCUAGAACUGCAUGUGAACAUCUUUGCAACAUGGGAACAACUACACUACUUUGGGCUUUCUUGAACAUUGUGAUCAUGCAAUGUUUUCUAGGCUCAAUCUUGGCAAGAAAAAUAAUAGUACAAGAGAAGGCAGAUGCAUCAAUCCCAAUCACAAGUGUAUCACCUCCCGAGGGGAACACCACGUUUCUGGCCGGCACCAAUUGGUGCGUGGCCCGACCUGGUGUCCCCCAAAACGAUCUAAAGAUCGCUUUGGACUGGGCGUGUGGGCUUGGGAGAGCAGAUUGUCGCGCUAUACAGGCCGGGGGCCCGUGUUUCGAGCCCAACACACUGCUAUCCCAUGCAUCUUAUGCUUUCAACAAUUACUAUCAGCAAAAUGGGAACAAUGCCAUUGCUUGCCAUUUUGGAGGGACGGCUGCACUUACACACUAUAAUCCUAGUUAUGGAAGAUGUUCUUUCAUCACCUCAUCCGAGUCGUUGAAAGCUUCAUCAGCGUCGUCAUUCAAAUACAAGGCAAAAGGCAUUUGGUGGAAGAUUCAUGUAGUUAUAGUUCUACUUUUAUAUUUAUCCAGGAAAAUGAUCCGAAUGAGCUCGAAUUUUUCUUCAUAUUGUAGCAUAGUAUGCAAAAGAUUUUGAUUUUCAUUUAUCCACAGAAAAUGUUUUGGACUAUAGCUUAAAUGGGCUUACUGAUUAUAAUAAUGAUACAUUUUAUUAUUGUUUA
This is a messenger RNA of Salvia miltiorrhiza (redroot sage), 846 nucleotides long. Its product is annotated as glucan endo-1,3-beta-glucosidase 13-like. Lineage: Eukaryota; Viridiplantae; Streptophyta; Magnoliopsida; Lamiales; Lamiaceae. The record is from RefSeq and is a predicted model, not a curated record. The coding region runs from base 159 to 761 and encodes 200 amino acids. The transcript is spliced from 4 exons.